Rana temporaria (common frog) is the source of this 1571-nucleotide messenger RNA. Its product is annotated as general transcription factor IIE subunit 1-like. NCBI's taxonomy places the organism in Eukaryota, Metazoa, Chordata, Amphibia, Anura, Ranidae. The coding region runs from base 92 to 1369 and encodes 425 amino acids. The transcript is spliced from 5 exons. The record is from RefSeq and is a predicted model, not a curated record. Gene Ontology annotation, cellular component: transcription factor TFIIE complex. Gene Ontology annotation, biological process: transcription open complex formation at RNA polymerase II promoter; transcription initiation at RNA polymerase II promoter.
CCUGUGCGAUGAAGCUGAACACAUUCAUGUUCCCAUUGCUCUUGCAUCGGUCAGCAGUGUUAGAGAAAAUACAUGCCUUGGUCUGUUCACAAUGGGGGAUCAAGACACCAUGACAGAAGUGCCUGCUGCCCUGAAAAGACUUGCCAAAUACCUGGUCCGAGGGUUCUAUGGUCUUGAGUACUCCCUGACCCUGGAUGUGCUCAUCAGAUACCCAUGUGUCAAGGAAGAGGACAUUGGCCUGCUCCUCAAGUUUGAAAAGAAGCAACUUCGAACCAUCCUGCAAACUCUGAGGUCUGAUAAAAUCAUCAAGCUUCACAUGCGUGUCCAGACUGGACCAAAUGGCAAGAGUUGCAAAUACAAUUAUUACUACAUCAACUACAAGGUGCUUGUAGAUGUUAUUAAAUAUAAACUUGAUCACAUUCGCCGCAAGAUCGAGUCAGAUGAGAGGGAGUCCACCAACAGAGCUUCAUUUAAGUGCCCUGGAUGUUCCAGCACCUACUCCGACCUGGAAGUCAACCAGCUAUUUGACCCAUUUACAGAACUCUUUCGCUGUACCUACUGCAAUCAAGAAGUUGAAGAGGAUUUUUCAUCACUACCCAAAAGAGAUGCCAGAACACUACUGGCUAAAUUCAAUGAGCAGAUCGAACCAAUUUUUCUGCUGCUUCGGGAAACAGAAGACAUUGUCCUUCCAAGUGAGCUGCUCGAGCCUCAGCCGACUGAAAUUCCAGGACUUGCUGACAGCUAUGAACAGUCUGCCACCAAUGCUGCUGUAGAUCUUCAAGGAAGCCAAGGAAGAUGGGCCGACAAAAGCUCAUCUAUGGGUAACAUGUAUGUGCAAAAUAUUACCAUUAAUGUUCGUGAACCAGAGCUGAAAAAGAAAAAGGACAAGAAGGUGAAGGAGCAGCCGAUCUGGAUGACAAAUAGUACAGUGCAUGAAGUCCCUCCAGAACUGAGUGAAAGCUUCCCAACUGAUAUACCAGAGGUUGAUGAAAAUGCCAACAAGAAAGACAGCGGUGGUGACAAUGAGGUCAUCAGAACUCUUCUAAUCCAUGAAAUGAAAUCUGGAUCUGGUCCCACUCCAACCCAGAUUUCUAAAAGUGAUUCAGACAGUGAUACUAGUGAAUCUGAUGAAGAAAAAAAGCACACCAAGCCUACUCCAAUAAACCCCAGUAACACUGCAGAGCAGGAGCAGGAGGAGGAGCAGGAGGAGGAAGGAGAGGCUGUAGAUCCAGUGGUUAUGGUUGGCGGUCAGCCCCAUGUGUAUAGCGAGGUCAGUCAGAACCCCAUGCUGGUGUCCUUCAUGACCGAUGAGGAGAGAGAAGCUUAUAUCAAAAUAGGACAACAAAUGUUCCAGUCUGCAUUUGAAUGAUGGGUAAUUUAACAUAUCCUACUAAGAAGCCCUACGCAAUGCAAAAAAAUGCUUUUUCGAUUAUUUAUUUUUAUGGUUUCGCAUGUCCUGUGCAUCAAGAAUCUCAGUUUUUUCCUGCAGAGAUAUAUAUACGGUGUGUAUAUAUUUCACUGUUUUCAUAUGUUGUUGGGUGUAUGCUGUAUGAAUAAAAUAUUGCUGCAUA